ACACAAUAACGAAGCCUAAUCAAUAACUUGUCUUGUGCAGUGGCUGAGGUACCAGAAACAGAAGCUGUUGUGGGAUGAGAGCUGGAUCAUCGACUUCGAUAAGAUAAAACAAGAUCAUGAGGCUCGUAUGACCAUGGGCAGUAUAAUCAGCGUCCCGGUGGGGCACAGCGACAGUAACACCAGCUGUGUGACGGCUCUCAGCUGCUAUAUGGCUCAACCAGGGAGCCGGAAAACACCGUUCACCUGCACCGGGAUAUAUGAUGGAAGAUCGGUGGCCAUCAAGAGGAUUCAAACCAAGACUUUCUCUCUUUCCAAAACCAUCAGACAGGAAGUCAAACAAGUCAGGGAGCUCGAUCACCCCAACCUGUGUAAGUUUAUCGGCGGGUGUGUGGAGGUGCCUAACGUUGCCAUAGUGACAGAAUACUGCCCGAAAGGAAGCCUCAACGAUGUUCUUCUUAACGAAGAGAUCCCGCUAAACUGGGGCUUCAGGUUUUCCUUCGCCACAGACAUCGCCAGAGGGAUUUCGUACCUCCACCAACACAAGAUCUGUCACGGCCGACUCAAGUCUCUGAACUGUGUGUUAGACGACCGCUGGGUCUGCAAAAUAACAGAUUACGGGCUGAGGACGUACCGUCGGGACGAGGGGGCGGAGCCUCUGUCCACCUAUCAGCAGAGACUGCUGGAGGUGUACAUGCCGCCUGAGUUUCAUAACUCCAACAUGGAGCCGACGCUGGCUGGAGACGUGUUCAGUUAUUCCAUCAUUCUGCUGGAGAUCGCCACUCGCAGCAACCCCGUCCCAGCGGAGGAGAGUAACGUGGAGAGCGCCUGGUGUCCUCCUCUCCCCGAGCUGAUCUCCAGUAAAGCCGACAACACCUGUCCCUGUCCCGCCGACUACGUAGAGCUGAUCCGGCGAUGUCGCUCUCAAAACCCCGCCCACCGACCCACGUUUGAACAAAUCAGGAAGUUUGUCAACCGGAUCAACCCGAUCAAAGUCAGCCCAGUGGACAUGAUGAUGAACCUGAUGGAGAAGUACAGUAAACAUCUGGAGGUGUUGGUGGCUGAACGCACUCAGGAUCUGAUGCACGAGAAACAGAAAACAGACCGACUGCUUUACAGCAUGCUUCCCAGACAGGUGGCUGACGACCUGCGGCAGGGCAAGCCCAUGCAGGCUCAGAGCUACGUCAGUGCCACCGUCUUCUUCAGUGACAUCGUGGGUUUCACCCAGCUGUCCAGUAGCAGCACUCCGUACCAGGUGGUCGACUUCCUGAACAAACUCUACACCACGUUCGACGACAUCAUCGACAACUACGACGUCUACAAGGUGGAGACCAUCGGAGACGCAUACAUGGUGGUGUCUGGCGUUCCUCAGGAGAACGGGAUCCUUCACGCCGCCGAGAUCGCCAGCAUGGCUCUGGACCUGGUGGGCGUCUGUCGCACCUUCAGGAUCCCCCACAAACCCAACACACAGCUGCAGAUACGGGCCGGGAUACACUCUGGUCCGGUGGUAGCGGGGGUCGUGGGGACCAAGAUGCCUCGUUACUGUCUGUUUGGAGAUACAGUGAACACAGCAUCAAGGAUGGAGUCCACCAGCCUGGCCCUGAAGAUCCAGAGCAGCUGCAGUACGUUCUACCUGCUGGAGGAGAUCGGAGGCUAUGAGCUGCAGUGCAGAGGGACGAUGCAGGUCAAGGGGAAAGGGGACAUGGUGACCUACUGGCUGGAGGGGAAGAAAACCUCUCAGCUCUCCAAGGAUGCCGACACCACAGCAACCAAACACAUCCCCACGGAGACGGAGACGGAGCUGUAUUCGUCCGUGCCGGGGUUUCUGAGCGGAGACCAGGACUGAUCCCCCAAAACGCCUCCGGUGGACGGGACGUCUUCUCCCGUUGGCUGUCCUUCCUGUUAGCAACGC
Molecule: messenger RNA, 1909 nt
Organism: Sander lucioperca (pikeperch)
Lineage: Eukaryota; Metazoa; Chordata; Actinopteri; Perciformes; Percidae
Product: atrial natriuretic peptide receptor 1-like
Exons: 16
Coding region: 128-1843 (571 amino acids)
Biological process (GO): cGMP biosynthetic process; intracellular signal transduction; receptor guanylyl cyclase signaling pathway
Molecular function (GO): guanylate cyclase activity; ATP binding; peptide receptor activity
Source: RefSeq, a predicted model, not a curated record